Ruditapes philippinarum (Manila clam) is the source of this 1017-nucleotide messenger RNA. Its product is annotated as fibronectin type III domain-containing protein 3B-like. Gene Ontology annotation, molecular function: protein binding. The record is from RefSeq and is a predicted model, not a curated record. NCBI's taxonomy places the organism in Eukaryota, Metazoa, Mollusca, Bivalvia, Venerida, Veneridae.
UUUUUUUUACUACAGGGAUUAAAUUUAUUGAAAUAAGAUAAGAGAAGAAACUUUGGAAAUAGUUUGUAUUUGAAAAUUAAGCAUUACGAGGAAAAUCAAUGUUGUGCAGAAUCUUGUUUGGAAUUUGUGCAGUUACAUAAUAAAGAUUGAAGGAAUUGGAUCGUAACACGCACAUACCAAGAAGGAAUUUUAGUGUAUUUACAGAAUUGAACGCUGGACGGAGUGAUUAGUGAUCUUUUUGUCUUGUUUGAGAUAAUGGGCAACUAAAUGACGGAAUUAAAAAGUCCGUACUAAUGGUUGAAGAAGUGAUGUUAAAACAGAUGAAGUGUACGGCUGAUUGGGAAGUGUAUGACCCUACUGCCUCGGUAAUGUGCAGUUGUGUUUGCAUUGAGGAAUAUUCAGGAUCAUAUAAUACCGGAUACGGUGGAACAAACGGUUACUCUCAAAUGGGAUUUAACGGUUAUGGAUAUAAUAAUAAUGCAUAUAAUAACGGAUAUUCAAAUAUGGGAUAUAGUCGAACAGAUAUAUCAGGUCCGGCAACAGUAAGAAUGGUUUCCAAUAACGGUCCUCCACUGCCAAUGCCAAUGCAGGUACCGCCUGGUCACAUGGUACAACAAAUUGUAGACGAAAAUGGAAUUUUAACACAUGUGAUAUUGUCGCCUCAACCACCUGGCAUGAUGGGAAGUCCAAUGACGGGCGGACCAAACAAUGCCCCACAGUAUUACCCGCCCUAUGGCGGUCAUUACUCCAGUCAUGCACAAUACCCAUCACCACACCAUCACAGUGGGGCUCCGGCCCCAGGGGCGCGGGGAGCCCAACCACACAUGCAUCAUCAACAUGGCACUCCACCACCACAAACCUGUAAUAACCAUGGUCCAGUUCAUCCACAAGGUCCAAGCCCGCCAUUGAAUUCAAUGGACGAACGAGCGAACAGACAGAGGCAAAGAAUGAGAAAGAAAGUACGCGAGAAUGAAUACAAUAAUUAUAGGGGACCACAACGUAUACGAAAGAAACAAG